AUGUCGUACAAUAAUGAGCCGGCGGAGCAUGUUCCGUGUAUCCCUCCGCUGGCCCUCCACUGCUUCCCUGUGGACUUCAGCGGGCCGUAUCACCACUUCUGCUUCCCCUUCCACGGCCGCCGGUUCCCACCUGCAGGACUACACUAUUACCCGUGUCGGGGGUGUUGUGAGUAUUCAUUCGAACCCGCGUUUAUCCGCAAAAGGAACGAGAGGGAGCGGCACCGGGUGCGCUGCGUCAACGAGGGCUACGUGCGCCUCCGGCAGCAUCUCCCGCAGGAGUUGGAGGACAGGCGGCUCAGUAAGGUGGAGACGCUGCGGGCGGCCAUUGACUAUAUUAAACAUCUGCAGAGACUUUUGGAAAUGGACGUAAACCGGAUGCAAAUAUCACAAGAAGGUCUCUGAGGACAUUGUUUACAACAGUUAAAUGGUGAUAUUAUUGUUCAGUUUGAAGGUUAGCAGUCUGAAAUCUCGCCAGGGAGUUAAAAAAAACAACAAUAUUGCAUUGUGUUUGUCAGUAUAGACCAGGGGUCGGCAACCCAAAAUGUUGAAAGAGCCAUAUUGGACCAAAAAUUCAGAAACAAAUCUGUCUGAAGCUACAAAAAAUUAAAUUCCAUAUUACACAUAGUGUGUUAUGAGAUAUACAUUGAAUUAAGAGGACUUAAA
Molecule: messenger RNA, 663 nt
Organism: Entelurus aequoreus (snake pipefish)
Lineage: Eukaryota; Metazoa; Chordata; Actinopteri; Syngnathiformes; Syngnathidae
Product: achaete-scute homolog 3
Exons: 1
Coding region: 1-402 (133 amino acids)
Biological process (GO): developmental process; regulation of transcription by RNA polymerase II
Molecular function (GO): RNA polymerase II transcription regulatory region sequence-specific DNA binding; DNA-binding transcription factor activity, RNA polymerase II-specific; protein dimerization activity
Source: RefSeq, a predicted model, not a curated record